Messenger RNA from Fonsecaea erecta, 300 nucleotides. RefSeq lists its product as hypothetical. The transcript has a single exon. The coding region runs from base 1 to 300 and encodes 99 amino acids. NCBI's taxonomy places the organism in Eukaryota, Fungi, Ascomycota, Eurotiomycetes, Chaetothyriales, Herpotrichiellaceae. The record is from RefSeq and is a predicted model, not a curated record.
AUGUCCCGGACCCGUGAGAUGACCGUUCGACAAGCACUUCAAAUGGCACAGAACAGUUCAACAGGCGAGCUGGAUCCCCAGAUGCUCGAGAUCCUCGAAAAUUAUCUCGGCGAAGUCUGGAACCGCAUUCAGGCUGAUCCAGACACUUACGUCAUGGACGGACUCGAAUUCCCUGUCUUCAAUCUCUUUCGAGCACGUUCCGAGUUUCAGAACGAGACUGCAAGGAAGGCAGUGUCGAGAUAUUGGGACAGCCAAAGGGCCACCAGCAACAGCAAUUCCAACUCGGAGCCCCAGAACUAG